GUGAGUCCCAGCGCGAGGUGAGUCCCACUGCCAGGUGUGUCUCACUGCCAGGUGAGUCCCAGUGCCAGGUGGUUCCAAGCACCAGGUGAGUCCCAGUGCCAGGUGGUUCCAAGCACCAGGUGAGUCCCAGUGCCAGGUGAGUCCCCAGUGCCAGGUGGGUCCCGGCAGAGCUCUCAGGAGGACCAGCCAUGUUCCAGCUGCUGCUGCUGGGUGCCGUGGUGCUCGGGGGAUACCUGUUCCUCACGCAGACGCUCUUCAAGAGAUCCAGGUGUAGGGGCAACGCCGCGGUGGCCGGCAAGACCGUCGUCAUCACAGGCGGGAACACCGGCAUCGGGAAGGCCACGGCGCUGCACCUGGCCCGGAAGGGGGCCCGCGUGAUCCUGGCCUGCCGGAACCGGAGCAAGGCCGAGACCGCCAUCGCAGAUAUUAAACAGGUAGGAACCAGACUGGUUCUAGACCACUCUAUAAU
This is a messenger RNA of Etheostoma cragini (Arkansas darter), 469 nucleotides long. RefSeq names its product dehydrogenase/reductase SDR family member 13-like. The transcript is spliced from 2 exons. The annotation marks the transcript as partial. The record is from RefSeq and is a predicted model, not a curated record. Lineage: Eukaryota; Metazoa; Chordata; Actinopteri; Perciformes; Percidae.